Molecule: messenger RNA, 1460 nt
Organism: Prunus persica (peach)
Lineage: Eukaryota; Viridiplantae; Streptophyta; Magnoliopsida; Rosales; Rosaceae
Product: 3-oxo-Delta(4,5)-steroid 5-beta-reductase
Exons: 1
Coding region: 93-1253 (386 amino acids)
Source: RefSeq, a predicted model, not a curated record
GCAACGGACGUUCCACUCUCCUGCUGUAUUUAAUAUCUUCGUUAUCUUUUAUCUCCAGUUGUGUGUUUUCAAUUUCAAAAUCAUUUUAAUUAAUGAUGAACUUUAAAUUGCAGAGGAAACAUGAAGAAGAUCAUGAGGCACCACAUACCCCCAAGAGCGUGGGGCUGGUCAUCGGUGUAACGGGCAUAGUGGGCAACAGCCUAGCUCGAAUCCUCCCACAAUCAGACACACCCGGCGGUCCAUGGAAGGUCUACGGAGUCGCACGCCGUCCUCGCCCGCAUUGGAACAGCGACUACCCCAUGGAGUACAUCCAAUGCGACAUCUCGGACCCAAAAGACACCGUAUCCAAGCUCUCCAGAUUAACUGACGUCACCCACAUCUUUUAUGUCACUUGGGCCAGCCGAUCCACGGAGCCCCAAAACUGCGAGGCAAACGCCGCCAUGAUCCGCAACGUGCUACGUGUCGUCAUCACGAACGCGCCAAACCUCUGCCACGUGUGUUUGCAGACAGGGACCAGACACUACUUCGGACCCUACGAGUCGCUCGGCAAAGUGGAGCCCCAGGAGCCGCCUUGUUUGGAGGAUCUGCCACGACUGAACGCCCCGAACUUCUACUACGCCCUCGAGGACGUGUUGUUUGAAGAGGUGGGGAAGAAAGAGGAUUUGAAUAUUACAUGGUCGGUGCAUCGACCCGGUUCAAUUUUCGGCUUUUCGCCGUACAGCUUGGUCAACAUUGUAGCCAUGCUGAGUGUGUACGCUUCUAUAUGUAAGCAUGAGAAGAAACCGUUGAGAUUUCCUGGAAGCGAAGCGGCCUGGAAUUGUUACUCGGACGUUUCGGAUGCGGAUUUGAUCGCGGAGCAGCAGAUAUGGGCGGCGGUUGACCCGAAUGCGAAAAACGAAGCGUUUAAUGUGAACAAUGGGGAUGUUUUUAAGUGGAAGCAGUUUUGGACGGUGUUGGCUGAGCAGUUUGAGAUUGAGGAGUACGGGUUUGAUGAGGAGGGUGGGGGGUUUAGUUUGUUGGAGAUGAUGAAGGAGAAGGAGGGUGUGUGGGAGGAGAUAGUGAGGGAGAACCAGCUGGAGCCCACAAAGUUGGAGGAGAUAGGGUGGUGGCUGCUGGAUUUGUUUUUCAGUGGGGAAGGUCUCAUGACUAGCAUGAAUAAGAGUAAAGAGCAUGGGUUUUUGGGGUUCAGAAACUCCAGGAAAUCCUUCGUUUCAUGGAUUGAUAAAAACAAAGCUUUCAAGAUUGUGCCUUGAGAGAUGGUCUCAAAAUUGGGAAAGUGCGUGUUGCUGUUGACGGGUUCUGGUUUUCUUGUUUUGCAGAAAAUAAAGACUUAUGUUUCAUCUUUAUCUUUACUUUAGACUUGUUUGUAAAUUUGGAAAAUUAUAUAAUAUAAUACUAUGGCGCAAAUUUGUAAUAAAAGUUUGUGUUUUCUUGAGUGGGAUUACGAAGUUAGAACCCUA